UGAGGUCACCUUCACUUCACCUUCAGAGGUUGAGCCUUACCCAGCCUUACCUUCUGCAGCUGAGCCAGAGGCCAUGGAUGAGACUGCAGCUUCCCCUAAGGAGAUAGAGCCUAUCCCUACAGAAUGGGAAUCUCCAGCUGAACCCCUGGAGGCCCUUCCGAUCACCCUUCCGUCUCCACCACGGCUGAAAGUGUCCGCUCAACAUCCGGAAAUGACUGUGGGUUCCAAAAGCCAACCCCAAGUAUAUUACCUGACUCCAUCUCCUACUACAGAGGGUGUCAUUUCUUCGGAGCCCCUAACCCAACCUCCAGAGCCACUUCAAGAAUCUGUAGAUGAGGAGGCAACGGUCCCCAAACCAGCUCAGGAACAGGCUCCGUAUCUAAUAUUACCCAGGGUCACCUUUCAGCCUUUGAAGCUGCAGCUGACUAUAACUCCAGGACCCAGUGUGGAGGCUGAACAUUCUACAGCCCUGAAGACCACAACAACUCUGGACUCUGAGAUUUCACAUCCAGACCAGGUCCAGACUCACCAUGCAGCCCUGCCCAAGGUCACAGUUGCACAUUGGGACCUGGGAAAUACCCCAACUCCAGAACUCAAUAUAGAGGUUGACCAGGCUCCAACCACUCAGGAGACCCCUGUGCAGCUUACAGAGCCAUCUACAGAGGUGGGAGCUCAACCUCCAGUGUUGCAAGAGGUGGCCGUUCCAACGCCAGCUCCACCUCAACCUCCAGUGACACCCAGUGUCACAGAUCAGACCUUGAACCUACCACCUACACCUACCAAUGGUCCAGAACCCACUGCAGAGGCUGAGCAUGCAACCGCCCUGAAAGAACCUACAGGAACGAGUCCAGAUGCAAUUCUGACUCAGCAUCUAAACCCGAGUCCUGCUGUGGAGGUCGAACAUUCUACAGCCCCGAGGAAUGCCAAAACACCACCUCCAGGUGUCCCUGAGGUGACACUUCCACAGGCAGAGCUGGUUCAGGCGCAGCAUCCAAACCUGACUGAAGUCACAGUUCAGGCGUUUGAUAUUCAGCUGGCUUUUCAAUCCAGAAUUGCGGAAGUUGAAUCAUCUCCAGCCCUGCAGAAGACCUCAGCUCAGCCUCCAGAGCCUCCAUUGGAGGUUGUAGCUCCAAUUCAGCAUAUAGUGCCAGUCAGUGUCACAGUUGAAGCUGUGAAGACAGAAAUUUUCAAAAUCCCAGAACCCACCACGUUGGCUGAACAGUCUACAGCCCUGGAGACUACAGCAGCAGCACCUCCAAGGCAUUCUGAGGUGCCACCUACAUAUACAGACCGGAGCCAGACUCAACAAGUCACAGGCAAUCCUCUCAAUUUAUCUACAGAGGUCAAGCCUACAACUAUUUCGGUUACUCUAACUCGGCCACCAGAGCCAACUAGUGAUAUAGUAACUGUAGCAACAUCAACCGGAGUCACGGGUCAGCCUUCAGAUUCCCGAGUCACGGGUCAGCCUUCAGAGUUGGAGCCUAUCAAAGCUCCAGUCCCUGCUCCAGAGGUUGGCCCUUCUAAAAUCCUGAAGACUACAGCUCCACCUGCAGGGCAGUUUCCAACUUUGUAUCCUGAAGUCAAGGCUGCUGAGUAUGCUACCCGGCUAACUACUUUCAUUGAGUCAAAAGAAAGCACCCCCAACAGCACGGACAUCUGCGAGCUCUGUACCUGCAAAAAUGGAAUGCUGUCAUGUACCAAUCUCAGCCCGUGGCAGAAGCUCCACCAAGUGCCUGUGCCAGGAUCCUUCAGUGCCCACAAUGACACCUUCACCAUCUUAAAUUUCCAAGGGAACGCUAUAUCCUACAUUGACAAAAAUGUAUGGAAAGCAUAUCGCUGGGCUGAGACUUUGAUUCUCAGUGAAAAUUAUUUGACUGAAUUACAUAAGGAUUCAUUUGAAGGCUUGCUAUUCCUGCAGCACUUGGAUUUAUCCUAUAAUAAACUAAAAUUUUUUGAAAGGAGUACAUUUGAGUCACUCCUCUUUUUCACAUCAUUGGACUCGCUGAAUCUCCUAAAAGCAAGCCUGAAGAAGACACAGUUCAGCCUCCAGAGCAAGCAGAGGAAAUAUUCGUAGCUUCAGCUCGCCACCACUGGCAACAACACAUGGACUUGCCCAGUAUGGCUGCUAAACCUGAACAUUUACAGAAUAACAUAACAUUGCAAGCAAAUGCAGAAGAUCGGGUUUUAAGAUGGCCGACGUAGGAGGAAGGCUGUGAGG
Molecule: messenger RNA, 2218 nt
Organism: Ochotona curzoniae (black-lipped pika)
Lineage: Eukaryota; Metazoa; Chordata; Mammalia; Lagomorpha; Ochotonidae
Product: leucine-rich repeat-containing protein 37A3-like
Exons: 4
Coding region: 74-2074 (666 amino acids)
Molecular function (GO): protein binding
Source: RefSeq, a predicted model, not a curated record